Messenger RNA from Penicillium soppii, 405 nucleotides. RefSeq names its product acyl carrier protein (gene acpA). The transcript has 6 exons. Bases 1 to 405 code for a protein of 134 amino acids. The record is from RefSeq and is a predicted model, not a curated record. Gene Ontology annotation, biological process: fatty acid biosynthetic process. Lineage: Eukaryota; Fungi; Ascomycota; Eurotiomycetes; Eurotiales; Aspergillaceae. Gene Ontology annotation, molecular function: acyl carrier activity; acyl binding. Gene Ontology annotation, cellular component: mitochondrion.
AUGUUCCGCUCCGCCAUUGCUCGCUCCCUCAGGGCUUCCGCCCCCCGUGUCAUCAAGACCCCGGCUCCCUUCCACAUCCGCAGCUCCCCCAUUGCUGCCAUUCCCCAAUUCACUCCUUUCCAGGGUGCUCGUCUCUACUCCGCCCCUGCCGGUCUCUCCAAGAACGAGGCUGAGGGUCGCAUUGUCAACCUGCUCAAGAACUUCGACAAGGUCUCCGAUGCCAGCAAGAUUAACGGCACUUCACACUUCUCGAACGACCUCGGUCUGGACAGCUUGGAUACCGUUGAGGUCGUGAUGGCCAUUGAAGAGGAGUUCAGCAUUGAGAUCCCCGACAAGGAGGCCGACCAGAUCCACAGCGUUGAGAAGGCUGUUGAGUACAUCCUCGCCCAGCCCGAUGCUCACUAA